Molecule: messenger RNA, 3853 nt
Organism: Camellia sinensis
Lineage: Eukaryota; Viridiplantae; Streptophyta; Magnoliopsida; Ericales; Theaceae
Source: RefSeq, a predicted model, not a curated record
AUUAUUGUUUUAUCUGUAUCUAUACUACUCUCUAUAUUAAGAGGGAGUUAAGGGAGCUACAGUAUCAAGUUUGCACAAUGUUUUGCAUGUUCGGUAAAUUCAGGCUUUCUCAGCUAAUGGUGACCGUUGGAUUAGCAUCUUAGAUCAUUGGAUUAGCAAGAACUCUUGGAUCUUUUUCACUUUCUGAAUCCCAGCUUCUCUUUAGCUUGUAUUUUUUUUUUUCACUCUCUCUCUCUCUCUCUACGAUACUGAAAUGACGAUCUGAAUGACGGUGAGACGAGAGCUCCACGACGAUGAUGUCGAAACCCUACCGGAUAUGGGUUUGCAAUUUGUAUCCGUACUCUCCAAGCCUACCAGAAAUAGGUCCAACCAGAUCGAUGGCGUCAAAUACUUGAUCGGUGACCUCUGCUUUGAAACCCUUGAUCUUCUACUGAAGCCCUUGGUCCUCCGUUGAAGCUUGUUCGAGAUUUCAUCCUAUUUUGUACCAGAUUGCUGCCGUUGAAACUGAGUCACGAUCAUCAAUAUCAGCUCUCGGUGUUCUUCAAUUGCUCUCAAUCACUACUUAGAUAACUGGGUUUGAAAGGUCCGUUGACUUUGUUUGCGGUUCAGAUUUUGACAUGUCAGAUUAACUCCCAACUCCAUCGAAGAGGAAGAGGAUCAGAAAGUCCACAACUCCAUCGCCACCAAAGCCAUCUGCAAAUCUGCUAAAAAGGUGUUAAGAAGUAAUGAAAGAGUGGAGAAGGCGGUAAUAGAUUGCAAAAAUGGCCUUAGCGGCGGUGGACCUUUUGAUUGGGAGGAUAGUUUCCGCACUUCAAAGCGAAGCAUCGUUGAUUGGAGGAGUUCGUGAUGAACUCAACCAACUCCAGCAGGAGUUAAAAAGCAUGAAAUCUUUUCUAGAGGAUGCCGAUAGAACGACGGCCCAGACAGAAGGAGAGAAGACCUGGGUGGACAAUGUUAGAGACUUGACCUACAAGGCUGAAAAUAUCAUAGACGAGUUCAUGUAUCACAUGAACAAACAAGAAGUUCAAGGUAAAUUCAGAAGGCUCCUCUGUCACAUAGUCUAUGCACCAAAGAAUCUGUGGGUAAGACAUCGAAUAGCCACACAGUUACAGGAGAUCAACAACACGAUCAAAGCCAUCCCAGAAAGAAACCAACGUUAUCGGGUCGAUCGUGUAGGAGGAGCAAACUCAGGCUCAGGCUCCGGCUCCCAUGAUCAUCAGGGACAGAAGCCAAACAACGCUGAGGACACUUUAUUUGUUAAAGAUGAUGAUCUAGUGGGGAUCGAAGAUGGAAAGCGACAACUACUGGGCUGGUUGAUGGACAAAGAACUACAGCGCACUGUUAUUUCUGUUGUCGGAAUGGGCGGUUCAGGCAAGACCACUCUAGUUGCCCAGGCCUAUAACAACCAAACUGUCAAGCAAUAUUUCCACUGCUAUGCAUGGAUAACCGUGUCUCAAACAUAUGUAGUUGAUGACUUACUUAGAAGCAUGAUUAAGGAAUUCUACUCUGCCACCGAGGAAGCAGUUCCAUUGGAUUUAAGUCGUAAGAGCCACAAAGAGUUGCUCGAGAUGAUUUCCAACUAUUUAAAAUCAAAAAGGUAUUUAGUUGUCUUGGAUGAUGUAUGGAGUCAAAACCUCUGGCAGCAUAUAAGUGUAUCACUUCCAGAUGAAGGAAAAGGAAGUCGGGUCAUCCUUACAACCCGAAAGGAAGACGUAGCUUCCUUCAACUUUGGGGUUAAACGUCAUGUUCAUCAUAUGAACCCUUUGGGUGUGAAAGACGCAUGGAAUCUCUUUUGUAAGAAAGCUUUUUCGAGCAACCGUAGUAGAUGUUGUCCUAAAGAGCUUGAAUCCUUGGCUCAUGACCUUGUUGCAAAAUGUGAAGGACUACCUCUUGCAAUUGCAGCUUUGGGUGGUGUCAUGUCCACCAAACAUAUGGAAUUGGAUUGGAGAAAAGCUUAUAAUAGCUUGAGCUGGGAGUUGGGCAAUAAUCCUGAGCUAGAAGCAGUGAAAACUAUCUUGUUGUAUAGCUUUAAUGAGUUGCCAUACCAACUAAAGCAUUGCUUCUUAUAUUGUUGCCUUUUCCCAGAAGAUUAUCGGAUUCGACGGAAGAGGCUUAUUAGACUUUGGAUGGCAGAAGGAUUCGUAGAAAAGAGAAAGGGGUUAACAGUAGAGGAAGUAGCAGAUAGCUACCUUAUGGAUCUAGUUUGCCGAAGCAUGCUUCAAGUCAUAAAGAGGAACCCAUCAGGUAGGCCGAAAGAAUGUAAGAUGCACGAUCUUGUGCGAGAAAUUGCCCUUUCCACAUCAGAAACUGAGAAGUUUUGUGUUGUAUAUGAUGGCAAAGAAGCUAAGGAAGAAAGUGGAACCGGAGCACGUCGCUUAUCGAUUCAAACAAAUGGUGGAGAAUUGCAAUCAUGGAAGGGCAUGUUGCAACAGCUUCGGUCUCUUCUUGUAUUUUCUGAAGAUGAGAUAUCAUUGCCACGAGGCUUACGACUAUUAAAAGUCCUCGAUCUGCAGGAUGUACCAAUCGAAAAAUUACCAAAUGAGCUUGUGGAUCUUUUCAAUUUAAGGUACUUGAACUUGAAAAGAACAAAGGUGAAGGAACUUCCAAAAUCCAUUGGAAGACUUUGCAACCUCGAAACUUUAGACAUUAGGGAUUCCAAAAUACAAGUUCUCCCAACUGGAAUCACAAAGUUGAAGAAAUUGCGGCAUCUAAUUAUGUACCGCUAUAACCAUGGAGGUGGCAAUCAGUUUGAAUAUGUUUAUGGUACAGCAGCACCAGCUAAUAUUUGCAAGCUAACAAACUUGCAAGUUUUGGCAUGCGUAGAAGCAGAAUCAGACUUGAUGAAGCGACUAAGGAACAUGACGCAGCUCAAGAGGAUUGACAUUACAAAGCUGAGAGAAGCAGAUGAGGUGGAUUUGUGUAUUGCAAUCCAAAAAAUGAAUCUCCUUCAUUACUUAUGUGUGAUGAUGAGUGAUGAGAAUGAAUGCCUCCGAAUGGAUAAACUCUCCUCCGCUCCUCCCUAUCUCAAGACCCUCAUUUUAGUUGGAAAAUUGGAGAAAGUUCCCCGUUGGUUUGACUCACUUCAAAAUCUCACGAAUUUGUAUUUGCAUUGGUCCAGACUGGAAGAAGACCUUCUUCCUUGCAUCCAAGAACUUCCCAGUUUGGGAAAAUUGACUCUUAUUAAUGCAUGUGAAGGAAGACAACAGCUAUGCUUUAGUACUGGGUUCCCUAAACUUAGGAAUUUGCGUUUGCGGAACUUCCCCCAGUUAAAUGAGAUUAUUAUAGAAAAGGGGGUGAUGCCAGCUCUCCAGGAAUUUUUGAUUUCGGAAUGCAUGCAGUUGAAGAUGUUGCCUCAUGGUAUCGAGUAUCUCAAAUAUCUCCAAAAAUUGACUUUGCUUUUUGUUACAAAUGAACUCCAAGAACAAAUACGUGGAGAAGAGAGCGAGGAACACCCACAGGUUGGACACAUACCAUGCAUCAACAUUAUGUGGCAGUCACCAGAAGGGAUCAAAUUUGAAAGAUUGUUUAAUUCUAAAGGUCUCCAGCUUGCUAAGAUUAUGAAGAAAUAAACAUUGUGACCAGUUUACUUGGUUCCCAAAAAGAGAAGCUCUCCCCCACUUUGCUCUUUUAGUCUUUGGAGUGAUAUUAUUAAUAGUAAUCCAGUUUUCUGGCUGUGUUUGUGUGUGUGCGCGCGUGCGUGCGAUGUGUUGUGCUAUUAAACAAGUUCUAUCCAGGACAAGACAUGGUGAAUGUUUUAUCUUUGUAAUUUCAGCUUUGUGAGAUGAAGAUUUCCUUAGACAUCUCUUCAAUAUGCGUGUAUAUGUAUUUGUUGUUGUGGUGGUUGCCUUCUUUA